This is a messenger RNA of Aedes aegypti (yellow fever mosquito), 6716 nucleotides long. It is a transcript of the gene Cdk12, whose product is annotated as cyclin-dependent kinase 12. Gene Ontology annotation, biological process: positive regulation of transcription elongation by RNA polymerase II; transcription elongation by RNA polymerase II; protein phosphorylation. The transcript is spliced from 8 exons. Gene Ontology annotation, molecular function: cyclin-dependent protein serine/threonine kinase activity; cyclin binding; RNA polymerase II CTD heptapeptide repeat kinase activity. Bases 1180 to 5256 code for a protein of 1358 amino acids. The record is from RefSeq and is a predicted model, not a curated record. NCBI's taxonomy places the organism in Eukaryota, Metazoa, Arthropoda, Insecta, Diptera, Culicidae. Gene Ontology annotation, cellular component: cyclin/CDK positive transcription elongation factor complex; nucleus.
CGCGACGACGACGAGCAAGCACUUCAUAAUCGUCUUCUUCUCGUCGUGUCGUUCACUGACUGCUCUGCGUGCAGAACGAAGAAAAAUCUGUCUGCUAACACUAGGAAUUUUCUGAUGAACUUUUCGACAACUUUUCUCGUUUCGGAACGAUUGAAAAAUGCCCGUAUGCAUAGCGCUAGUCGCGAGCGUUCGUUUGAAUGUAAAAUUGGCCGGCUAGUGCCCCGAUCCAGCGGGUAAAAUCCGGAUCGAAUAAUUUCCGCGAGGAAGAAGAGUGGUGGAAAUUUUUUCGUGGUUCGUCAAAUCGAGUCAGAGCGAGAGAGGAACCAUCACGGGAACACACCGCGACUGGAAGACAUUUCGGACCCGAAGGCAAGUGGUGUGUGUUUUGUUACGUUACAUUUCGGUGGGACACUGCCGGAGGAACCCUUGCGCCGGAAGUUACUCUCGUGAAGUGACCAGAAAAGUGGAACAAGAAGGAAGUGCUAGUGAAGUGAAGGAAAGUGAGUGCGAUCUCCCUCAUCCGGAAAGUGGAACGCAUCGAAGGAAGCUUUGCGUCGUUUCUUCGUUUCGGGAGGCGUAGCGCCUACUAUUUAGUGUGUAUCAGUUUGGGUACUGCAACAGGGGAACGUCACUUUCGCGCUGUCACCCGGGGCAACAAAUGUUUCGGCGGCGAAAUCGGUUCCGGGACGGAGAAAUUGGAUACACUAGCUGAAUCCGUACCGUAUGUGACUAACCCAGUCAGUGAUGUUAAUGCUGUACACCUACUACAGACUGCACAUCAUUACGUCAACGAGGAAGUUCACAAAUAUUCACUACUAGUGUCAAGUGAUAACCAAUAGAAGAGAAGGCUAAAUCCACACAUACCGACACAUAGCCUCGUCCUAUGCGAAGCAUAGAGCCGAAGAAGAGUUUACUGAUAUUAAAUAUUCAGUAACUAAUCACUCAGAGUGUAGCUUGAAUCAAUUUCAACGAAGUGUAAUCUAAUUACCAAAGUAGUUUAGUGCAACAUUACCGAAUAGGAGAGUAGAAGAAGCAUUAUUGCAUUUUCUUGUAACACAAGUCACUUUGAGCAGAUCCGAUCCGGAUAUCGGAAGAGACGGCUCGAGAUCAACGGAACUAGUCUUUGUUUUUUCAUUAUUGAAUUGAGUUGAUUAGGGAAAAAGGAAGUGGCAAAGAAGCAUGGAUCGCGAUAGGGAACGAGAGCGCGAUCGGGAUCGCGAGCGCAGUCCAAAGCGAUCCAAACAUGCAAAGAAGCGUUCCAAAAAGGGCAAAAAAUCCAAAAAGAGGAGACACGCGUCCAGCGACGAAGAUCAGUCUUCCUCGGACGAACGGCACAGCAAAGUCCAUCGCAAGAGUGGCGAAAGCAGUGGCCGUAGUAGUACUACCGGAAAUGGAGGCGGCGGCCACGGAUCAUCUAAGGGGGGAGUGGUCGAGUAUUCGGAUGUAAGUUCGGAUGAUUUCUCUGCACCGGAAGCGGGCGAGAUUGAAACCGACGGCAGUGUCUCACCCUUCGCCGGCGCGGCCGGAAAUGAGUCUAGCAGCAAUUUUAGUAGGACGAUCAGUAACAACGAAAAAAGCGCUGCAACGACAGUUCAAUUGUACAGUAAAAAUUCUACUCAAAUUCAGCACGACCGCCUGAUGACGAUAGGUGCGGCUUCGUCCUUUCCUAGUUCAGCUUCGUCCUCGUCGGCACUAGCAGCAGCGACAUCCGCCGCGGCACCGCCGGCCAACGUAACAAAUGAAAACCGCGUCGAGGUAACCAGCACGACACCAGUGCCGAUUCCUUCUUUGGCCGAACUUAUAUCGCAAGGAGGUACUCCUGCCGGUUCCGUUACCGUGACGGAGGGUGGGCGAAGGGUCAGCAUCACUGCCACGUCGCCUGUUAGCCAAUCGCCGCAUUCACUUUCUUCCCGAUCGAAACGUAAAAACUCAAUAUCAUCCGAUACUUCCUCUAUGAAACAGGCCUCCAAGCACCAGCAUCAUCUUGAACCUCCGGCCUCGCCGACGGAAGAACCGGAACCGGAGGGAGAACUGAUGGACGAAGAGUUCGUUGAAGAGGAAGAAGAGUAUGAAAUCGUGGAAGAGGAGGAGGAAGAAGAAGAAGAGGAAGAAACCGUAGGUCGUAAGCGAAAAAAGAGCAAAAAAGACAAGAAACACAAGAAGAACAAAAAGUCCAAGAAGCGAAAGAAGAAACGGGCCAAGUCGAUAUCGAGCAUAGAGACCAUCUCGGAGAGUGAAAACUCGUUGCUCGAAUAUAUGGAAUCGCUUACGCCGCCUCUUCAAGGCACCCCCGAGUACGAGAAAACAUACACCCCGGUACGGAAUGAGGAAAGCCUAACACCACUCUCGCCAGCUACUCCCCCAAUCCGACCAUCGAGUCGGUUACUCAACAGCCCGUACCCCGAUUCGUCCCGUGGUCGGAGUCCCCGGGGGCCACCCUCAUCUCGGAAGAUGUAUCAAUCCACAUCGUCACCCCACACACCUCCGGUCGGUUCCAAAAAGGGAAGUUCUUCCUAUCAACAGCAGCCGCAGCAGCAGCAACCGUUGCCUCUUCAACAGCUUCAGCAUGUCAGCCCGGUCACGAUAAAUGACAGUCCCACGCCCCGUGGUAAUCGCUAUCGACGUACUCCCUCGCCCAACACCAGGCACGGUUCCAGCCGGGAUCUGCGGAAAAGUCCCAGUCCAAAUGGUCGACAUAAGCCUUAUACUCCGCCGCCAUCAAAGAGACGGAGGGAUCGAUCACCCCCGGAGAAGGAUUACUACCGGAAGGAUAAACGCUACAGGCCGCGGGAACCGGAAUGGGACCUGCACGAUCGAAGGGGCGAUCCUCCGCCUCCUAGGAGGUACACAAGGAGUCCCAGUCCAGUGUCUAGCCAUCGUCGGAGGCGUUCGCCGACACCAUCGAAGUCACGAUCUCGCAAGAACUACUACAGCCCUUCACCAGAUCGAAGUCGGAGUCGAGCUCGUUCGAGGCAUCGCUCCAGGAGUCCACGACGACCGUCGACUAAUCGACGAUAUUCGAGCAACAGUCGGUCAAGAUCUCCUCGAGAUAUUCCAACGGCUAAAAAGUUCGAUAUCAAGGAAAAAAUCACUGACACCAGUUUCUUUGCCGAACUGAUCAAAGACAAGCAUAAACGGUUGAAGACGUUGCAAGAGAUCUUGGAGAAAAAGGACGAGCAAGUAGGAGCAGCGAGUGCGACAAUGAUUAGCGAAAAUAGCAUGUCGAAUGAUUGUGUGAUAACCAAUGCCGAUGGCAGUAGUGUCGUAAUGAAUUCGAAUGGGCUCAAGGAUGUUAGUGUGACUGACAUUCCCAUGCCGGAUCAGUCUGAUAGUUCAACCCGAAUACCGGACAUCUCGUCGUCGAAAGACGCUGUAGACUCGUCAGCACCGAUGGGCGAUGGUGCAAGCACAGACUCACGAAUACCUGUGAUAUUGAAUAGUAAAAGCAGCGAAAGUCUCAAUCCAAGUGCCAGUCAGUCGAGUGAGUUUACAACAGCGGGAUUCACCACGAUCGUACCGCCGGGAGGAGUAGCAACAGAAUCAAAACCACAAACCACAGCAGUAAUGAGUAAACCAAAAAGUCUUACGAAUCUACCGAUGCCACCGGGAGUGAACGUGGCAGAACUGGAAGGUGCUCAAACGCCAAGUCCUCCACGACAAAUCAGCCCAGUGGCCGGUGCUCAGAUGAAGGUGAUGCCAAUUCCCACCCUCACCACAACCGGAGCAAUCACUACAUCAAGCCUCAACAGCAACAAUAGUCAUCAUCACCAUCAUCAUUCACACCGUCACAAGGGAAGCACUAGUAGUAGUAAGCGUAGCAGUAACGAACACAAACAACCUUCCUCAGCGAGUUCGUCAUCGGGGGCGCCCUCGUCCAGCUCGGGCAAGAAGGGAUUACUCAGCUUACCCUUGCCACCCAUGGUACCUGGUUCAGAGGAUCUGAGCGGCGACGAGGAUAUCGGUUCGCCACCUUCCCUCACGGGAACGCCCACUAAGAAAUCCAGCAGUAAAUACAGCAAAUCCAGCAGUGCCAGCAAGAAACCCAAAGGUCGCCCCAGGAUACUGAACAGGCGGCAUUCGCGCAAUAUGCUCGGGCCAAUGUCGGCGUCCGGUGGCAAGGACUGGGGCGAGCGGUGCGUCGAUGUGUUCGAUAUGAUCGAACAGAUCGGCGAAGGAACGUACGGUCAGGUCUACAAAGCUCGUGAUCAGGAAACCAACGAACUGGUGGCCCUGAAAAAGGUUCGCCUGGAGCAUGAGAAGGAAGGGUUCCCGAUCACGGCGGUACGCGAAAUCAAAAUCCUCCGGCAGUUGAACCACAAGAACAUCGUCAACUUGCGGGAAAUCGUCACCGACAAGCAGGACGCGCUCGAGUUCCGCAAGGACAAGGGCUCGUUCUAUCUGGUGUUCGAGUACAUGGAUCACGAUCUGAUGGGACUGCUCGAGUCCGGCAUGGUGGAUUUUAACGAGCAAAACAAUGCCGGCAUCAUGCGGCAGCUGCUCGACGGACUGAACUACUGCCACAAAAAGAACUUCCUGCACCGGGACAUCAAGUGUUCGAAUAUUUUGAUGAACAAUAAGGGCGAAGUAAAACUGGCGGAUUUUGGAUUAGCACGAUUAUACAAUGCUGACAAUCGAGAGCGACCGUACACCAACAAAGUGAUCACCCUCUGGUAUCGACCUCCGGAGCUGCUGCUGGGCGAGGAACGGUACGGUCCGGCAAUCGACGUGUGGAGCUGUGGCUGCAUCCUCGGGGAACUGUUCCUCAAGAAACCGCUCUUCCAAGCCAACCAAGAACCCGCACAGCUGGAAAUGAUUUCUCGGUUAUGCGGCACACCGACGCCCGCCGUUUGGCCAAACGUGAUCAAGCUGCCGCUGUUCCACACGCUGAAGGCCAAGAAACAGUACCGACGGAAGAUUCGGGAGGAUUUCGUCUUCUUGCCUGCGUCGUGUUUGGAGCUGUUGGACAAAAUGCUGGAGCUGGAUCCGGACAAGCGGAUAACGGCCGAAGCAGCGCUCAAUUCGGCGUGGCUCAAAAAUGUCGUGCCUGAUCAGCUACCACCACCAAAGUUGCCCACGUGGCAAGAUUGUCACGAACUUUGGAGCAAGAAACGACGAAGGCAGCUGCGAGAGCAACAGGAAUCCGCUGCCAAUCUCCCGCCCGGUAAGCCACCAAUGGUCAAAGCAGCCACCGUUGUUCCCUCUGCAGGUGCUAUCCGAGCGCCCGCCGCCGCUGGUGGCGGUUCCGAGUUAGGUUAGGCCAAAAAUAAUUUCAUGAAAGAGGAAUAGACGUGCGGUGAGUUUGUUAAUCAAUCGAAUCAACUGGCAAAGGGUCUUCUUAGCGCUGAUAGUGAAAGAAAAUGAGAGAGACAAUAAAGCGCCGCUGGCGGAUGGACAAUUGGCCCAGAAUAAGCCCAGAAGGUGGAAAGGUGGUGAUGUUGAUGGUGACGGCCCAUGCCUCCCCAAAAUGUAUAAUGUAAUUGUGACCGCGACGAGGCAGUGAAGCACGGCGGGGAAGCUGGUUCUUCCUUCCGUUUCGAAGGGUUCAAGUACCGGCUUCUUCUUCCUUGUUGUUGUUUAUUUUAGGAUUUUUUUCAGUUUUUUUCCGAGGGAGGGAAUGAACAAUAGACUUAAACAGUGGAAACUGUGUGCGUUUUUUUUCUAUUUUUAUGAAUGAUCGAAAGGAUGUGUGGAAUCUAAUAGAAAAUAUAGUGUAUAAAAGUAAAGUUAGUAGACAACACUGUACUAAAUUGUAAAUAUAAUUUUGUGCAAGUUAACCGAGACAUCGCUGUUUUAAUCUAUCAAUCCAAGUUUUAUCAUGCAUGUGCCUCAAUUAAUUUGCACAAAAUUGUACUUAUUAGCAUUUCGCUAAAUAGACAACAGAUAAGAUGUGAAAGAGAACUAUGAACAUAUGAGUUAAUGAGUUUAUGGAGAACAAACAAAAAUAUAUUGCAUAAAAAAGCUACCUAGGGUAAACAGACGUAUCCUUGUAAAUUUGUUAACGAUUGAUAAAUUAGCAUACAGAAAUAAACUAUUUUCAAUCAAUCUUUCUGUUAUCGAGGUAAUCACUCUGCAAAAUUUAGCGCUUAUCCAAUCAGCGAACCCCUGGAUUGUAAACAAAAUAUUGUUUUCAGUUUUGUUUUGUUAUAAGUUCCAAACCCCUCAUUCAGAAGAAGUGAAACCUUUGCCAUGGACGGAACACUCCCGGAACGGAUCCCAAGUCAAGCACGAGUCCCUCUAUUCGCAUUCGCAUUCGAGCUCAGCAAACCCAACUACCAAAAGCAAGUACAAAACCCAAUUCUCCCUGGUCAGUGUGCUCUACACGAGGCGGUGAAACGGCUCCCUCGUUUUUCUCCUGUACUGUGUUUCCCGUUUAGACGUAUAGGCGCUGACAGAAUGGGAUACUUAGUCCCUUCUUUUGUACUACAGAAACAAAGAAUAAAAAACUGAUAGGCUAUUACCAUGUGGACAGGCUGUUUGCGCUGUUAAACUACAAACAGAACCUCAUGAUGCGAAAAGAGCAAGUUGUUGGAUUUCAACAGGAAUCAUCCUAACAUGAAGUAUCAAACAGUCGAUAGGAUAUACCUAGCGCAAAAUGAAACAAAACAGGACCCUACAAUUCUACGUCUUAAAGGACUGCUACUACAAACAGGAGAGUGAUCAAAAGUGGAUGAGAACCAAUUUAUAAAUAAAUAAAGAAAAAAAAUGUGCAAAGACUA